Juglans regia (Persian walnut) is the source of this 2972-nucleotide messenger RNA. RefSeq lists its product as uncharacterized. Gene Ontology annotation, molecular function: calcium ion binding; protein binding. The record is from RefSeq and is a predicted model, not a curated record. The transcript has 2 exons. Gene Ontology annotation, cellular component: plasma membrane. The coding region runs from base 217 to 2610 and encodes 797 amino acids. NCBI's taxonomy places the organism in Eukaryota, Viridiplantae, Streptophyta, Magnoliopsida, Fagales, Juglandaceae.
GAGAUAGAGUCAGAAAAAGAGAGUUCGGACUCUCUCUCUCUCUGUAUCCGUAUCUCUCUCCUUUUCUGCUUUAUCUUUGCAGAUCCAAUGAGAAGAAAGAACAGUCCCCACAUGAAUUCAAAAUUAUGCUUUCAAUCAAGAGACUGAUUGAUCCCUAAAUAGAGUGUCGUCUUUCUCAAAGUUGAUCGAAACCCUAAAAGGGAAAGGAGAGGCGAAAUGGCGACGAGGGGUAGUAGAUCAGAGAAGGUGAAGAGGAUUUUCCAGCAAUUCGAUGCGAAUCGAGACGGGGGUCUCAACAGGGACGAAAUGGAGGCUCUCGUCGUGGCGGUGAACCCUAGGGUUAAGUUCAGCGAAGAGCAAAUCAACGCCAUUCUUGACGAGGUGUUUAGGACAUACGGCGAGUUCAUCGACGGCGAGAAGGGCUUGACCUACGAGGGGCUUUUGCGGACUUAUGACGACGGUGCUGGCGAUGUGGACCGUGACUUCGACGCGCUGGAGCUCGAGCUCAAUUUGGAGGAGAAUAUUAAGGGUAUUUCUGGAGCGUCCUCGUCUUCCAUAGCGGAUGAGCGCGCCAUCGAGUCCCAGAAGAAGCAGAGGACCGCGGCGUGGGCGGUCUCGCCCAACCACGGCAUAGUAUUCGAUGACACGUGGAAAAUCGUCGACGAUUUGGAGAUUCUGAUCAAGAGGUUGAAGGCUAAGCAAGCGAAAGAUGGGAAAUUGAAAGGGGAUAAUUUCGACGCGUACUCGGACGCAGGGUGGUCGAGAGAAUUGGGGCCUUCGACGGAGAUUUCGGACAAAAGGGUAUUCUGGGAAGAGUCUGGGCAUGACUACGUGCUGUUUGUGAAGGAAUUGGGGGUUCUUAGAAGCCGAGCCGAUGGGGCGAGGUCGAGAGAGGAGGCCUUUGAUGGCCACAUGGCCAUUGGUCGAGCUUUGUAUGAGCACCAGCUGUUUAGGGAGGCUUUGGUUAGUUUCAAGAGGGCUUGUGAGUUGCAACCCGUGGAUGUGAGGCCUCAUUUCAGAACUGGGAACUGCUAUUACGUACUUGGCAAAUAUAAGGAGGCCAAGGAGGAGUUUUUGUUGGCGCAGGAGGCAGCUGAAGCGGGCGGGAACCAGUGGGCCUAUUUGCUUCCGCAGAUUUAUGUGAAUCUCGGUAUUGCGCUGGAAGGCGAAGGUAUGGUUCUAAGUGCUUGUGAGUAUUACAGGGAAGCUGCAAUUCUUUGUCCUACGCAUUUUAGAGCUUUGAAACUUUUGGGUAGUGCUUUGUUUGGAGUCGGGGAAUAUAGGGCGGCCGUGAAGGCCUUAGAAGAGGCUAUAUUUAUGAAAGCAGAUUACGCCGAUGCAUAUUGUGAUUUGGGUUCGGCUUUGCAUGCUAUUUGUGAGGAUGAGAGGGCAAUCGAGGUGUUUCAGAAGGCUAUUGAUUUGAAACCUGGUCAUGUCGAUGCUCUGUACAAUUUGGGUGGGCUUUAUAUGGACUUGGGCAGGUUUCCAAGAGCUUCUGAGAUGUAUACUAGGGUCUUAGCUGUGUGGCCGAAUCAUUGGAGGGCACAGCUCAACAAGGCUGUAUCCUUGUUGGGGGCUGGGGAAACUGAAGAUGCUAAGAAAGCCUUGAAGGAAGCCUUGAAAAUGACAAACAGGGUUGAGCUGCAUGAUGCAAUAUCCCAUUUGAAGCAACUGCAGAAGAAGAAGGUGAAGUCUAAUGGGGGCAAUGGGGAGGGGGCAUUUGUUACUGUGGAGCCCUCAAAAUUUAAGACUGUGGGGGAGAACACUAUGUUGAGACCAGACUUGGCUAAUGCUCUUCAAAUUAGGGCUUUCCAGAGGAUUACUAGGUUGGGUCGCUGUCAUGUAGACCUUCUGAUGAAGGAAAUGCUUGAUGGUGACGUGCCGGUGUCCUAUUCUGGUAGUGGUGUUCCUGAGAAAUCCAUUCGCAAGCCUAAAUUGGAAGAAGUUCUUCACCGUUUACUCAGUUUUCUAAAGCCCGAGACCUUCCAAGGAGCUGUCAAAGCCAUAAACGAGAGGAUACUCUCUGUUCUGGAUGAUGCAGGCUCAGGCAGGGUGGAUUUGGGCAUGUUUUUUGCAGUCGUGGCCCCCAUUUGUGGUGGCCCUCCAGAUAAGCGUAAACGUGUUGCUUUUGAUGCACUUUUGUGGCGUCCUGUGAAUGAAGGCAUUUCGCAGAUUAAAAAGGUUGAUGCUGCUAGAUACAUCAAAUUGUUGAGGGCUAUUUAUGUCCCUUCUCAUGGGGUUAGUGAGAUGCUGGAGGUCCAUGGAGAAAUGGAUGCCUCAAACUCGUUGGUGUCUUACACUGAGUUUCUUGUAAUGUUUGAUGAUCCUGACUGGGGGUUUGGUAUCAUGCCCACUCUGUUGAAGCUUGAAACCAGGGAUAGGAACCGGCAUGGCCAGCAUGUUUGUUCAGUUUGCCGCUAUCCAAUUAUUGGGUCCCGCUUCAAGGAGAUGAAAUCUUAUUUUAGUCUAUGUAAUCAAUGUUACAGCGAGGGAAAGGUGCCUUCUACCUACAAGCAGGAAGAGUACAGAUUCAAAGAGUAUGGAAGUGAGGCUGAAGCAAUGAAAGAUAAGUGCAUGUGCUUUAAUAUGCAAUCCCGUAAUGAUCCUUAGCUAGGAUACUUGGGUAGUUCUUCUGUAUUAUUCCAUCAGGUGGUUCUAGCUGCCAAGUGUGAGAUAUAUAGUCGUCAAUGUGUUCAGCAAGCAUCAUGGCUUUGUAUGAUUAAAUGUUUCGAGUGGUUGAGCUGAUACUGCUGUUCUCUAAUAGCUACCAAAGAAACUCCCUUCCUUUCCCUAUUUUCAUCCCCAAACACUUGAGAGGUGUACAUUACCUUUAUGGCUUGUGAUUCUUUAUGUAGAGUUUAUUUUGAAUUGAUUAAGUUCAGAUAUGGAUGUUGGUGGCUUUCUGUCAAGUGUAUUGUUAUAAGCCAAAAAUUCUACUAGCAAAUGGAGAUACAAAUGUCUGUAUUUUGGCA